Messenger RNA from Xenia sp. Carnegie-2017, 1475 nucleotides. RefSeq names its product tyrosine aminotransferase-like. Gene Ontology annotation, molecular function: pyridoxal phosphate binding; transaminase activity. The transcript has 11 exons. The record is from RefSeq and is a predicted model, not a curated record. NCBI's taxonomy places the organism in Eukaryota, Metazoa, Cnidaria, Anthozoa, Malacalcyonacea, Xeniidae. The coding region runs from base 35 to 1315 and encodes 426 amino acids. Gene Ontology annotation, biological process: biosynthetic process; amino acid metabolic process.
CGUGCAUGUGACUACAAACACUAGGGUAGCCUUGAUGACUGCGCAAGGAGUUCUCGUAGGUCAGAAUAAGGAGAGAGUGCGAGUGCUUUUUGACUCUGGAAGUCAGAAGUCUUUCGUCACCAACAGGACAAAACAAGAUGCGAAGCUUAAUGUAGCAAGGCGAAAAUGGUUAGAGGUCAACACUUUUGGUGGUGGAACAAAUGAAGGUGAUCCCACAGUUUUUGGCAACCUACCACCAAGUGAAGAAUGUGUUCGGGCGCUCUGUGACACAAUAAAGUCAGGAAAGGACAACUGCUACAAGCCAGCUCAUGGAUGGAAAGAGGCACGAAAUGCCGUUGCAAAAUACAGUUCAACACCUGAAUACAUCGUGGAUGCUGAGGAUGUUGUGUUGGCCAGCGGUUGCUCUGGAGCAAUCGAGAUAGCAUUGAACGCCCUAGUUGAUCGUGGUGAUAACAUCCUAAUUCCAAGACCUGGUUUCUCUCUUUACAAAUGCAUCUGUGGAUCGAGGGGGAUUGAAGCACGAUCUUAUAAGCUCUUUCCUGAAAAUGGUUGGGAAGCCGACUUGGACGAUAUGGCUUCACUUAUUGACGAGAGAACAAAGCUUAUUGUCGUUGUCAACCCAUCAAAUCCCUGUGGUUCUGUGUACAAAAGAGAACAUUUGGAAGAAAUUUUAAACAUUGUUGAAAAAUACCGCGUCCCAGUUCUCUGUGAUGAAGUUUACGCGCAUGUCACAUUCGGCAAAGAGCCUUUCCAUAGCAUGGGAAGUUUAACAAAAAAUGUUCCUGUUCUAGUUAUAAGACAAGCCUUACGACGUCUCUUUCAGGUUAUUGUUGGUCCUUGUUCGGUGAUACAGGCUGCACUACCGACGAUUCUUUUUGAUUGUCCGACUCAGUUCUUUGAAAAAACACUCAAUUUUAUGAAUGUAAAGUACUUACUUUUCAAGAACAAUGGCGGACUUCUUGGGAAAACAUCAAAUAUAUUCUACGAAAGUCUUUCAUUGCUGCCAGAACUUUAUCCAGUUCGCUCACAAGGUGCUAUGUAUAUGUUGAUCGGUAUCAAAGUUGAUAGGUUACACAACGUGAAAGAUGAUGUUGAUUUUACACAGAAAUUGAUGGCCGAACAAUCAGUUUUUGUUUUGCCAGCAACGUGUUUUCAAUGCCCCAACUCUUUUCGCGUUGUCCUCACAUGUCCCGUGGAAGUCGCGCGAGUCGCUUGCGAGAGGAUCGCGCAGUUUUGUCGUGAUCAUCGAAAGAACGCUUUGACCAAUGGACACAUAGAUCAUGGGAAUGGGAUUUAUCACGUCAACGGUUAUUGAUAUUUCAAAAAUAAUAUCAUAGAACUUCUAAAAACUCAAAAAAAUAUGGCGAUUGCGGCUUCUGUAUGUUCUUAGUCUGUGUCAAAUCAAAAAUUGCUGAAAGAUUAGCGUUCCAGUUUGUGUCACAACCAUUGAACUAUAAUACAUGGAACGCUACCUG